CGACAUUCCACUAUAGUGAUUGUAAACAACAAACACAGAUAGUGAGACACCAAAGAACCUAAAGGGUUAAAAGAUUUUGAUAUAAAACAGUUUGUCAAACGGUUGAUACACAUUAAAGAGCCAACAAUGAAUCCGCUUGAUCCAGAGUUAUUAGAGGCUCUUAUGAUUGCCAGAAUGAACAACCCUGGGAUGUUUCAAAGUUUCUGGGAGUUGGAUGAACAAGGGGUAGAAGAAGAAUCUGAGGAGGAAAUACAGAAGGAUCCAAAAAAGAAGAUCUUAUGGGCUGCAGAGAAUAACUACAUGGACAUCGCCAAGAGUUUACUUGAUGAAGACCCUUCAUUGGUGAACAGUCGAGACAGUGACUUGUACACCCCUCUACACAGAGCCUGUUAUAAUGGACAUACAGAUAUGGUGAAGUUUCUCCUAAAUCACAAUGCAGACAUUGCAGCGCGGACAGAGGAUGGCUGGUAUCCUAUACACAGUGCAGCAAGGUGGAAUCAGGCUCCGGUGAUUUCUAUUCUGCUGGAACAUGGCGCUGAUAUCAAUGCCAGGACCAACAGUGGACAGACCCCACUGCAUCUGGCAGCUUCAGAGAAAGAAAAUGGAGAAACAAUUUCACUGCUUUUAUCCAACUGCAACCUUAAUACGGAGCUGAGGAACAGUUUGGGUGAAACUGCUGAAGACAUUUGUGCCAGAACAAGUGAACAUCAUAAGCUUUUUGAUGAAAGAAAAAAACAUCAGCAGAAUUAUCCAGGUAAUAUGGAUCACCAGGAACAUAAUCCAGGUUGUAUGGAUCAUAAAUCCGCAUCACAGGAACAUCAAGGAAAUGAAAGAGGAAAUGACAGUUGUACAAAUUCCACAGAGACAUCUAUCAAUGAAGAUCCCAAUGGGGAAGUAUUGAACUUGUCAGACAAUGUUGCUCAGGGAUUUGAAGAUUUAAGUGUUUCCAUGGAUACAAAUGAAAAUGAUGAUGAAAGUCAAGAUCAGCUUGAAAAUUGUCAAGAUCCAGAUCUUAAUGCCAUGGAUGAGAAUCCAUAAAUCUUGUUUCAAAAAUCCAUGCAGUUUAAAGACUUUAAAUCAUGUAGAGGAACAUGUAUAGUGUUCAAGUUUGUCCAAGAAACUCAUACAACAUCAUGCUUAAAAUCUCAGGUUAAACCUGUACAAUCACUUUGUUUAACAUUUUUUUUAUAGAUCUCAUUUAUUUGAUACAUCUUUAAAUUAAAUGGAAACCAGACAGGGUAUAUAUUCUUAAUAAAUUAAGUAUACU
This is a messenger RNA of Magallana angulata, 1267 nucleotides long. RefSeq names its product ankyrin repeat domain-containing protein 49-like. The record is from RefSeq and is a predicted model, not a curated record. NCBI's taxonomy places the organism in Eukaryota, Metazoa, Mollusca, Bivalvia, Ostreida, Ostreidae. The transcript has 4 exons. The coding region runs from base 127 to 1038 and encodes 303 amino acids. Gene Ontology annotation, molecular function: protein binding.